GCCUCCAGAGCCCAGCAGGGAAGUUAGGAGGGAGGGUGAGGGUGGUGGUGGGGAGCUCUGGAUUUGCAGCUCAAGACCUGCCUCUGCCUGUUAAACACAUGCCCUGAGCAAAUCACUGUGCCUCAAGUUACCCAUCUGUGGAAGGGGAAUAAUAUGAUGUCUACCACCACCCAAGGUUGAGGAGGGCGGAAAAUGAGGUAAGCACCCGUGUUGGUGUUAGUCGGACCCUUGUCCUCAUGGUCAUCCACACUCUCCACUGACCCGUCCUGUAUUGUGUGACGCUACUUGGUACCAGGCCCUGAGGAUGCAGGGGAAACCAAGGCACACCUGGGGCUCUUCCUGGAACCUACCAGCCUGCCCUGCCCGCCUCCCGCCUCCUCUCUGCAGGAACCCUGCUGGACAGUUCUGGAAGACUCAGCCUCUUUCCCCUCCAAGGGCCUUUGUGCUUGUUGGCUCCACACCCCCUAAGCACCCCCUUUUCCUAAAGGACACCUUCCGUGCUUCUGCCAGCCUGGAGCCACCUCAACCUCUCCUCGAUGUCUGCGUUUUUCACUCGAGUCCUGGGUAAGGGCGGUCAUAGAGCUAACCUAACCUCUCUGUGCCUCAGUUUCCUUACGUGGAAACUGGGAACCACAAGGGUCCCACCUCCUGGGGGUUGUUAUGGAACAAAUGAGAGAGGGCACCAAAGCCCCCAAACCGUACCUGGUACCCAGCAAAGGCUGUGUACACGCUGCUCUCAUUAUUUUGUGGUCCUGGCUAUCAGACUGCGGGGUCCCAAGGGCGACCCCCCCCCCCGGCGCGUGUAAGCCACUCAGCCGCUCCCCCACCUGCAUGGGCGCCUUGGGGGGUGGGGGUGGGGGUCGCAUCUUUGGUGCUGGCACUACCCAACUAGGGAAGUGGCACUAUCACUGUGUCACAGAAAGCCUGGCACACAGUAGGCACUCAAGAAAUGGCCAGUUGACACCAGGAAGCCUGUGGCCCGAUCAACGCACGCUCACGCCCUCCCUCCCCCCUCCCACACAACGCGGCGGAAUGCUCGGGCUGCCCACAUGGUCUUUAAGGGUGUAUCUGCUUCCAACGACACCCAUUUCCACAACAAAGAAGCUCGCCUCCGUGGGACCACCUCCCCUCGGCGCAACCGGGAGCAGCACUGGGCGAGGAACCUGCUGUCCCCCAGGGCUGCCCCGAGUCCAAGCUCAGAAGCUGUCCGCGAGUCCCGUAAAAGCAACAGAGGCGGCCAGCAGAGCGCGAUCCGGUGCGGCGCCCCUUCGCCCGGCCGAGGGCACUCCUUUUCGUGUCCUUCCACCGUUCCCGGGCGGCGUCCGGGCGGCUCACCGGGGGCGGCGACGCGACUGCGGUGCGGGCGGCGAGGCUCCGGGGCUAUGAGGUGAGGGCGACCGGGCACCGGAGGCAGCAGCAGCGCGGCGCCAGGACCCAGGACGCGAGCCCCGAGUCUGGCGGCUGCCUCUGGGACCCCGCGGCCGCGCGAGAGGCGAGGAGAGAACGUUGAAAUUAUUCUCUAAGCUAUCUGAAGAGAGUGACUAAAUGCACCUGGGUCAGGCUGUCUGUGGGUAUGAAGUGGUUGGGAGAAUCCAAGAACAUGGUGGUGAAUGGCAGGAGAAAUGGAGGCAAGUUGUCUAAUGACCAUCAGCAGAAUCAAUCAAAAUUACAGCACACGGGGAAGGACACCGUGAAGGCGGGCAAAAACGCAGUCGAGAGGAGGUCAAGCCGAUGUAAUGGUAAUUCAGGAUUUGAAGGACAGAGUCGAUAUGUACCAUCUUCUGGAAUGUCUGCCAAGGAGCUCUGUGAAAACGAUGACUUAGCCACCAGUUUGGUUCUUGAUCCCUAUUUAGGUUUUCAAACGCACAAAAUGAAUACUAGCGCCUUUCCUUCGAGGAGCUCAAGGCAUUUUUCAAAAUCUGACAGUUUUCCUCACAACAACCCUGUGAGAUUUCGACCUAUUAAAGGAAGGCAAGAAGAACUAAAGGAAGUCAUUGAACGUUUUAAGAAAGAUGAGCACUUGGAAAAAGCCUUCAAAUGUUUGACUUCAGGCGAAUGGGCACGGCACUAUUUCCUGAACAAAAACAAAAUGCAGGAAAAAUUAUUCAAGGAACAUGUGUUCAUUUACUUGCGAAUGUUUGCAACUGACAGUGGAUUCGAAAUAUUGCCUUGUAAUAGAUACUCAUCAGAACAAAAUGGAGCCAAAAUAGUUGCAACAAAAGAGUGGAAACGAAAUGACAAAAUAGAAUUACUGGUGGGUUGUAUUGCCGAACUUUCAGAAAUUGAGGAGAACAUGCUACUUAGACAUGGAGAAAACGACUUCAGUGUCAUGUAUUCCACAAGGAAAAACUGUGCUCAGCUCUGGCUUGGUCCUGCUGCAUUUAUAAACCAUGAUUGCAGACCUAACUGUAAGUUUGUGUCAACUGGUCGCGAUACAGCAUGUGUGAAGGCUCUGAGAGAUAUUGAACCUGGAGAAGAAAUAUCUUGUUACUAUGGAGAUGGGUUUUUUGGAGAGAAUAAUGAGUUCUGCGAGUGCUACACGUGUGAAAGACGGGGAACUGGUGCUUUUAAAUCCAGAGUGGGACUGCCUGCGCCUGCUCCUGUUAUCAAUAGCAAAUAUGGACUCAGAGAAACAGAUAAACGUUUAAAUAGGCUUAAAAAGUUAGGUGACAGCAGCAAAAAUUCAGACAGUCAAUCUGUCAGCUCUAACACUGACGCUGAUACCACUCAGGAAAAAAACAAUGCAACUUCUAGCCGAAAAUCAGUUGGUGUGAAAAAGACCAGCAAGAGCAGAACAUUAACUAGGCAAUCUCUGUCAAGAAUUCCAGCUUCUUCCAACUCUACCUCAUCUAAGCUAACUCAUAUAAAUAAUUCCAGGGUACCAAAGAAACUGAAAAAGCCUGCAAAGCCUUUACUCUCUAAGAUAAAACUAAGAAAUCACUGCAAACGGCUGGAGCCGAAGAGUGCUUCGCGAAAACUCGAGAUGGGAAACUUAGUACUUAAAGAGCCUAAAGUCGUUCUGUAUAAAAAUUUGCCCAUUAAAAAAGAAAAGGAGCCGGAGGGACCAGUACAGGCCGCCGUGGCUAGUGGGUGCUUAACGAGACACGCAGCGAGAGAGCACAAGCAGAACUCGGGGCGAGGUGUGCCCCCACAGGGGGAGGCUGCCGCCGGCAUGUACACCACCAGACGGUCCGUGCGGACGAAAGUGAACUUGAAGGAGACCUCUGACAUCAAGCUUGAACCAAAUACGUCGGAUGGCUAUAAAAACGGCUUGUCGGAACCUUGCCCAGACAGUGGCGAGCAGCCUACUCCUGUGACAGAGGAGGAAGAACUAGCUCAUGAAAGUGCACAAAAGGAGGAAGCCGAGUGCCCUAAGAGUGACAGCAGCAUUGCAAAAAAGAAGGCACGACAAGGAAAACUUGUGAAACAGUUGGCAAAAGCAGAGGAAUCCACUCCGCUGCAUGAUAGCCCCGGGCAAACCGGUGAGGUGCCCGAUGUGACAGGGUCCCACCCUGACCCGGGCGAGCACAGUGGCACGGAGGGUGUGCCCGGGAGCUACGUGGACUGGGCCCCUUCGCCUGUCGAUGGGUCAGUGGUGACAUCAGACAGCUUCAAAACAAAAGACAGCUUCAGAACUGCAAAAAGUAAAAAGAAGAGGCGAAUCACAAGGUAUGAUGCACAGUUAAUCCUGGAAAAUAACUCUGGGAUCCCCAAAUUGACUCUCCGUAGGCGCCAUGAUAGCAGUAGCAAGACAAAUGACCAAGAGAAUGAUGGAAUGAAUUCUUCAAAAAUAAGCAUCAAGUUAAGUAAAGACCAUGAAAACGACAACAAUCUCUAUGUAGCAAAGCUUAACAAUGGGUUUAACUCAGGAUCAGGCAGUAGCUCUACGAAACUGAAAAUCCAGCUGAAGCGAGACGAGGAGAGCAGGGGGUCGUAUGCAGAGGGGCUUCAUGAAAACGGGGUGUGCUGCAGUGACCCGCUCUCUCUCCUGGAGUCGCGCAUGGAAGUCGAUGACUAUAGUCAGUAUGGGGAAGAGAGUACCGAUGACCCGUCCUCUUCGGAGGGAGACGGGGAGGAGGAUGACUAUGAUGAUGACUUUGAAGAUGAUUUUAUUCCUCUCCCUCCAGCUAAGCGCCUGAGGCUCAUAGUGGGGAAAGACUCGAUAGAUAUUGACAUUUCUUCCAGGAGAAGAGAAGAUCAGUCUUUGAGGCUUAACGCAUAAGCUCUUGGUCUUCAUUUGGCCCGGGGUAACUACUUUAAAGAAAUAAAAAAAUUCCAGUCCAUUAUUCCUCAACUGAAACAUGUUAGCAGCAGCACUUCUCGUUUCUUCACUUAUCAGCAUAAUACUGUAGAAAGUGUACAGCGUACUGACUCUCCUUAAGUCUGAUUUGUGCAGAUUUUUAUUGUACUUUUUAAAUAGCCUUCUUACGUGCAAUUCUGAGUUAGAGGUAAAAGCCCUGUUGUAAAUUAAAGGCUCAAGCAAACUGUACAGUGAUUGCAACUGUCCACACAGGACGUCGAAAACAAUGUGGCUACACAAUUUUUUUUAACCUUAAGAGCAUCAAGUGGCUCUUUAAUAUAUGACUAAAUAAUUUAAAACAAAUCAUAGUGACAGCAUAUUAAGGUUUUCUAGUAUAUGCUAAUAUCACCAGCAAUGAUCUUUGGCUUUUUGAUUUACUCGCUAGAUGUUCCCGCCUUGAAGUUUUGUCAGUUUCACACUGUUUGUGGCCUUGGUUAAAUAGCAAACCAUCGGUUGGGAGUCUGAUUGGUUUCUUUAAAAAAAAAAAAAAAAAAGUACAAUUACAUGCGUGACAGCUGACUUCAGUACGUUACAUGUACGAGGGUGGCAGUGUGCAGGAUGAGUUUCGAUCCAGCGUAUUUAUUGCUUGUCAUGUAAAUUAAAGACCUUGUAUUUAACACUUUUCAAUCCUUUUAGAUAAAAUUGUUCUUUGCAAGAAUGAUUGGUGCUUAUUUUUUCAAAAAAUUGCUGUGAACAAUGUGAUGACAACAAGCAACAUUUAUCUAAUGAACUACAGCUAUCUUAAUUUGGGUCUUCGAGUUUUCUGUUGCACUUGUAAAAUGCUACAAGGAAUAUUAAAAAACUAUUCACUUUAACUUAUAAUAGUUUAUGAAAUAAAAAACAUGAGUCACAGCUUUUGUUCUGUGGUAACCUAUAAAAAUGUUGUCUUUGAAAUUCAAUGUAAAGAACUGAAAACAAUGUACAUGUUGUAAAUAUUUGUGUGUUGUGAGAAAUUUUUGUCAUAAGAAAUUAAAAAGAACUUACCAGGAAGGUUUUUAAGUUUAGAAAUAUUCAUGCCAAUAAAAUAGGAGAUUAUAAAUAUAUAGUUUUAAGCACUGCAUCAGUGGGCGUUCUUGGCUUAUGUUAGUUUAUGUAUGAAAAUAUCAGAGUUUUUGACUAUAUUAUCAAUUAAACAAAAGAAGAGUCAGAUUUAAUUUGUUUUUUUGAAGCACUUUGAGAAGAGAAAUUAAUUUUAAGUAACUUAAUGAGCAAAAUUUCGAUUACUACUUUAUGUUCAGUACCGAUCGGUUCAUUUCUCUGGAUUAUUUUACAAAUCAUUGGACAAAGAAUUGGGGGAGAUAAAUCUGUAACAGGUGUUGGAUGCCAGUGGGACUCUUGUAUCUGGGAGAUGUGUACAUGUACUUGCAGAUAUACAGUGUUCCUCAGUAAAGCUGAGUUAGGGGAUUCGUGUAGUGUCUGUAGAAAAGUAGCCCAUGUUUGAAAAUAUUAGAAGGAAUCUGCAGGUAACGAGAAGUCCAGUGGAGAAAACCCCUGUGCUUACUGUAAUUGCUAAUUGAGUCCUGCCCGUUUCCAGGUCCUGGGACAGCCUUUAAAUUAAGUUCCGUAACACUGAUGCCAGUGGGUUUCAAGUAGAAAUUCAUAGUUUUCAUGCAAGUGUUUUAAAUUGAGAAAUUUUCCCCUUCUGUUCCUCAGCGACUCCUGUAGUCUUGUAUCGUCAUUCUUGUUUGUUACGGUGCAGUUUCAUCCCUCAGGGUAUUAUUGGUGUGGAGGCACGUGGUGGACUCCUCGCGCACACACACGCCCGCUUUGCUCCGUCUAGUCCUCACCUCGCAAAGCAGGGCAGCCCCCAAGGUCUGUACCAGGCACUCGGAGCACUUUACAGACAGAGCGUCCAGGCCUCACGGUGUCCCUGUGCGGGACUCGUGAGACCCACGCCACUAAGGAAAGUCAAGCUUAGACCCUGUGUCUGGAAAGUACCAGAGAGCAGAGGGUCAUCUCUUGUUCCCACCUUCGUUUGGAGUGCCCUGUAGAGGGUCAGAGACCACACCUGAACUGGUUCUCGGGAUACCAACAGUAACCAUUUCAGGAAUUUCAAUCUUAAGGAAAAAAGUAAUAAGAGAUCACAUUGCCCACUUCUCUCCAUUUAUAAGCUUCAUUUCAGUAACUUAUUGAUAAGGUUUGUUUUAACUUGAUGGCGGCCUUGCCCUUGAGGCCGACCUUCCCGUGGGUCUGAGCAGUGCCGCUCGGUAGCGGUCACUGCCUCGGGAGUCUGGUGUGCACAAGCGCUCGGCAACCACUGCUGACGCCUUCCAGGGAAACUGAAUUUCCGUUUUUAAAGCUAGGGGCCUCAGAGCUGUGUGGAGGGCGAGCCCCACACACUGGUGACCACUCAGAAGAGGUCAAUAAAACUUUUCACUCAAUAAAACUUGCAGCUUGAGCUUAUGCAAUGACUGGUAAAGACUUUGGCAUUGUAAGAAUUAGGAAAUGAUCAUAGAAAUAUAUGUAAAGUAUUCAAUUUUCAGUCAUUUUUCAAACUACUGUUUUAAAUUGUUUUUGCUGAGUUGUAAUACUUUUGAGAUACAAUGUAUUCCUUGUACUGAAAGAAUGAAAAAAGGACUUUUUCAGCAUUUGAGGUAAGUUCUUUAACGUUUCAUUAAAAACAUUUUUUACAAAUAUUUUGUACAUGCACUUGCAGUAUUGAGGUUAAUCAUUUUAAUAAAUUCGGAAAUUAAAA
Messenger RNA from Hipposideros armiger (great roundleaf bat), 6995 nucleotides. RefSeq names its product lysine methyltransferase 5B (gene KMT5B). NCBI's taxonomy places the organism in Eukaryota, Metazoa, Chordata, Mammalia, Chiroptera, Hipposideridae. The record is from RefSeq and is a predicted model, not a curated record. The coding region runs from base 1574 to 4222 and encodes 882 amino acids. Gene Ontology annotation, molecular function: protein binding; histone H4K20 methyltransferase activity. The transcript has 12 exons. Gene Ontology annotation, cellular component: nucleus.